GCCGGGGGAGAAAUUGGUCCAGCAUCUCUGAGCCGCUGACUGGGUGACAGGGCUUGUACAAUGCGUUGAAGAUAUCUCACCUUUUCAGCUUUUUUUUUUUUAGAUGUCUUACUUGUAGCUAUGGGAAAAAAUGAUUGGUAAAGGGUGGAGUGUUUCGUUACUCUUUUUGGAGACCCGGACUGUUCGUCAGUGAGAUAUGUGGAGUCGCUCUAUCCAUCGGUGGUAACGCAGACAAAUAAAAAAUGAAGAAGCAAUUCAAUCGAAUGCGACAGCUCGCCAACCAAACAGUGGGCAGAGCGGAAAAAACUGAAGUAUUAAGUGAGGACCUGCUACAGGUGGAGAAGAGGCUGGAGUUGGUCAAGCAGGUGUCCCACAGCACCCACAAGAAGCUGACUGCCUGUCUGCAGGGCCAACAGGGUGUAGACGUGGAGAAGAGGUCUGUCAGAUCGCCUUCGAAGAAGCUGCCUCUCACAACGCUAGCACAAUGUCUGGUGGACGGCGCUGUGGUGUUGGGCGACGACUCACUACUGGGGAAGAUGCUGAAACUGUGCGGCGAGACGCAGGAGAAGAUGGCUCAGGAGCUUAUCUUGUUCGAGUUCACCGUUGAGAGGGACGUGGUGGAACCCCUGUACGAACUAGCCGAGGUGGAAAUCCCGAACAUCCAGAAACAAAGGAAACAUUUAGCAAAACUGGUUCUAGACAUGGACUCGGCACGCACAAGGUUCCAACAGUCCUCCAGAUCAGGUGUGUCUGGCAGUGUGCAGCCAGGCGCCAAGGGCGAGCACCUCAGGGAAGAAAUGGAAGAGGCAGCCAAUCGAAUGGAGAUAUGUCGAGAUCAAUUAUCAGCAGAUAUGUAUAAUUUUGUGGCCAAAGAAAUCGACUAUGCAAGCUACUUUCAGACAUUGAUAGAGGUGCAGGCAGAGUACCACAGAAAGUCUUUAGAGCUCCUCCAGAAUAUUCUCCCUCAGAUCAAAGCCUACCAGGAGACCUGGGUGGAGAAGCCGUGCUACGGGAAACCCUUAGAGGAGCACCUGGCACUCAGCGGGCGGGACAUCGCCUUUCCUAUCGAAGCCUGUGUCACCAUGCUGCUGGAGUGUGGCAUGCAGGAAGAGGGCCUGUUCAGAGUGGCGCCCUCCGCCUCCAAGUUGAAGAAGCUCAAGGCUUCCCUGGACUGUGGCGUGUUGGAUGUGCAGGAGUACUCUGCCGACCCUCACGCCAUCGCAGGUGCUUUGAAAUCCUACCUACGGGAACUGCCAGAGCCACUGAUGACCUUUGAACUUUACGAUGAAUGGAUCCAAGCUUCUAACAUUCAGGACCAGGACAAAAGACUACAAGCCCUCCUAGCAACCUGCGAGAAAUUACCCCUGGCCAAUGGCAACAACUUCAAGUAUUUAAUCAAAUUCCUCGCCAAGUUGGAUGACUUCCAGGAUGAAAAUAAAAUGACCCCUGGGAAUAUUGCGAUCGUGCUGGGCCCCAACCUGCUGUGGACAACACAGGAAGGGAAUAUUACUGAGAUGAUGACCACUGUGUCCCUGCAGAUCGUAGGCAUCAUUGAACCCAUCAUCCAGCAUGCAGACUGGUUCUUCCCCGGAGAGAUUGAGUUUAAUGUCACAGGGAACUACGGCAGCCCAGUGCACACCAACCACAACGCCAACUACAGCUCCAUGCCCUCUCCAGACAUGGACCACUCUGAACGCAAGCACAGUGACCAGGGCCGACGCCCGCUCAGCGUUGCCACCGACAACAUGAUGCUGGAGUUCUAUAAGAAGGAUGGCAGCGUUAGGAAAAUUCAAAGCAUGGGAGUAAGGGUGAUGGACACUUCUUGGGUGUCGCGCCGCGGUUCGUCGUCGGCGCGUAAAACCUCUUCCGCGGGGGUGCAGCCCCCACUCCUGCCCUCAGAUGCCCUCAUCCCCGAGCAGGGGGAGCUCUCCGCAUCCCCCUCCGCAACCCCUCCUCCCGCUAGCAGCGACCGUGCCAGCUCUGAUGACGCUUCGUCCACUUGGACUGAAUCCUGUUAUGUCUACCCCUCCCCAGAGGAGGAAAGGCCCCCUCCCCCUUACCCCUCUUUCUCCUCCUCUUUCUCCUCCUCUUGCUACCCUCCUCCUCACCCUCCCUACCCCCGAGCACCGCAGUGCGCACGCCCCGUCGCCCCGGGUCCUGAGUCCGUUCCCCCCGCUGGGCCGUCCCCACCACCUCCCUCCCGCUGGUCUGGCUACAGCCCUCCUCUACUGUCCCCCUCCUCAUGCCCACCUCCCUCUCCCUCCCCCCAGCAGCUUGAUAUAAACUCUAACCCUAAGCCCAGCUCCCUGCACCUGCCCAAACAGAGCUCCCUGGCCGAAGCUCUGCAUGCGCCCCCGCCACCAGAAACUAACGUCCCCCCGCUCUACAUGAGAACCCCCCCCGUGCUGACCCGAAAUGACCCAUCCCUCGGCCCUUACCCCCCUAACUUCCCCCUGUCCGCACCUCCUCUGUGGGCCGCCUGUGCCUGUAGCCGAGAGAGAGGAGCCAAGCCGAAUAGUACUCUGAAGAACAAGGAACUGUCUCCAGUGAUUGGACAGAAGGGCUUCCAGGGAAUAGCACCCUCUGGUGGGCUGUCACAGUACUCUUCUGAACCUAGCCCUCACACCCUAAGAAGAGCCAAGAAGCUGGCCCCGGUACCCCCUAAACCGUACUCCCAGUCGGGGGGAAUGUGUGACCAGUCCCCAGGUCAGCCCUCCCCGGUCAGCCUCUCCCCCACCCCUCCUAGUACCCCCUCCCCAUACGGCUUCAGCUACCCCCAGGGCUACGCUACCAUUGGCUCCCCGGGACAGGCCCAGCCUGCCGCCGCCCCGUCCCUCUCCUCGCCUCCCUCGCUGGUCGGAGCGCUCGCCAAGGCCCGGCCCACUCCCAAGCCGCCCCGGCAGAGACCCAGCCUGCCCCCGCCUCAGCCCCCCGGCACCCCGGGCUCCAGCCCCCAACCCCUGGAGCACAGUGGGGGUCUGCUGGAUGGAUUGUCUCCGGGGGAGAGCAUGUCCACAGACUCUUUCUGCAACCUGGACAUCCCUAUCAUCAACGUGGAACUGGAUGGCAUCUUCGACGAGCCCAAGAUGAUCCCCUAUAGGAACUCAGUGGCGGUGGUCCAGUCAACCCCCAAGGCUGAGGAAGUGGAAGAGUCUGAAAGCACGAUACUAUGACAUCACGAGUUUCCACCACUAGCCCUACUAUUCCAAAACAUCACCAGGACCCAUUCUCUAACCUUUGACCCAAAGGGUCUCCCUCCAGAACUCGCCCCACCACCCACGUAGAUCAAGUACUGGUCUCAGUAAAUCAAAGUCCUCCUACAAAAUAUGAAACAAAAAGCACAUCCACAUUCUGACUGAGACUAUGGGGGAGACACUUUUGAUAGAGAAUUGAUGUGUUUUUUAUGUUGCCUCAAUUCCUUUGGUUUGUGAUGCGUUCAUUUGUAAAUAUAUUUUUUUUUUUUUUUUUUUUUACAGAUUGUGUUCCUAUUUUUUUGCCUUAUUUGGGUCAUUUGCAAUAUUGCCUUUAACUUGAUCUAAAAGACAUGAAGACAAGCUGCUCAUUAGAAUGGUUUUCCUCUUGUGCAGCGGGAGGAGAGGGGACGAGGUAUCUCCCAUUUCCAGUCCCUGUCGUCUUGGUGAUAGCAUUCCUUAUGAGGCCAUCCUAAAAUCGUAUCUUGUACUCUGAGGUCAACCCUGUUUAUCAUCCUGACUGGAGGCCUAUUUGUGACUUGGGUGAUGCGUUUUGAAAUGUGUAUCCCACUGAGAAUAGUGCAGUUAGCCAACAGCGUCCAGGUUUGGGGGUUUAGUAUUCGAAAACAGUUGCCUUUCCUCGUCAUGCUUCAGCAACCCCUUGUGGUAGUUUGGGUUCCUGUGAGCUUUAUCGAGAAUGAAGGCUGUAGAUUGAAUACCUUCCAGCGCGUGUGGAUUCCAGUGUAAACAUCCUGGUUGACCAAGCUGUGUGAAAAGAACCGGAAUGGUAACUCAUGUGCUUCGGAGGACACAUAUCUUCAUAUUGACUGUCCUGAAUCUGCUGGGAGUUGCUGCGAUGAUGCUGGGCCUUGAUCACAAAUGUCACAGCCUGUCGUACUAGGAAAACUAAAUGAUACAGCAAGUCCAGUUUGGGCUAAAUAUAGGGAGAUUUAAGAUUGGAUUUUACUGUUAGCUGGGUAAUUAAUGUUGGAUAUUAUUGCAACAUUCUUCACAACAACUGUUACACUGUACAUCAACAUGUAGUAUUGAUGUAUAUCAACAUCAAUACUAGAGAUAUUAUAUUAGUCGUUUGGUAUUAGAAUACAACCAUUGGUGUACAGACAUUCAAUAAAACAGGAUGUACUUGAUUGUACGAUGUCUUAAUGGACUUGGAGCUCAGUGUAAGCAAUCUGCUUGUCUGUUUAGAGGUAAAGGGAUAUAGAAAUGGAACAAAUUGAAUAAUUAUAAACAGAUUGGAUCGCUGAAUAGCAUGAGUGGAAUGUGCAGGAUGGGACUUUGCUAUCUCUGUGGCCUCUCUUACUAAGCCUCGAUUACUUUAAGGAAUAUUUCUUCUGGAGCCAGGAUACAGUACGUACUUCCAGGGAUAUUGUAUUGCACAGAGAAUGGGAAUAGGCUGUCAUUGAGAUUAUACACGGGUUGCCAUUUCAGUAAACCCCUAUAGUAUAUUUAGCGAUGAUUCUUCAAUACAAGGAAUUUGAUGAAUGUGAAUUAGGUAUUUAUUAUUGUGAUGAGAGUAUUUAUAUUUAUGACUAUGGCACAGAGGAUUAUGAUAGAGAUCACGAACACAUAAGACCAAUGGCCCAUUCUGUUGAAGUAACACUGGAGUUCAAUGAUGAAGGCCCACGACCUCUAGAAAUGUAUGACCUCCUUUUUAGUUUUCUUCCAUCCAAACAAUCCAUUCAUCCCACUGAUUAUUGCCUGGAAGCCACAACAAAACGCAGCUCCUCCAUGCUCUUACAUUCAAGUGCUAUACUGUAAUUUCUCCAUCACAACACUGUUGUUUAUCCUGAAGCCACUGUAUAUUUGUGUAUAUAAAACAGAGGGAGAGGAUGAAAUAUAUAUAUAUAUAUAUAUGUGAAGAUUGAAAAAUAUUACUAUGGAUUUAUAAUAUAUAUACAUCUAUAUAUAUUGACAUGUCAGUGUUGUUUCGGUCCGGACCACAAUAUUGCUAGAUUCACACUAAUCAAAAAUGCAGUAAGCUUUGCACAGUUAUCAACCGCAAGCUUUGUACAGUACAGUAGUUGCAAUAGCACUGACAUUGACUCAAGGUUACAUCUAUUUUGUAGUAUUUGUUAGAUUAGAAUGUGAGAGUCAUCCUGGAGCCUAAAAAUACAGUAUGUCUGACUGGAAUGUUGUACACCUCAGUGUGCAGAAAGUCUCCUGUCAUCCCCAGCCUGUGCAGUAGAUCUGUGAUUAGGGGUUUCAUUUUGAUUGUGAAUUGGUAAAAAGAGGACCACUGGACCAUCAAUUGAAACAGUUGAGUCAACAUAGUUUCCUAGUUAUUCCUACCUUACAGUACAGAGUGAAAUCCCCAGUGUAGAAGACCAUUGUCUUCCUCUGUAAGCAAUACAGUUCAACCCAAUGCUGACAGUUCCAGAACAAACAUGUAGAAUUUUAAAACGAUAAAACAAAGUGCAAUUACAGUAUGUAUAACAGAGAAACGAAGAAACCUCAAAGAUUAAGGGGGUCCAACUCCCUUAAAAAUGAUUUGAUUUUUUAUUGGUUCUUUUUUGUUUUUUUACAGUUUAUAUUGAUGUUUUAUGGCUUUGUCUUUUUGUUAUCAUUACUGUUAAUUCUGCCCGUAGUGAGGCAUAAUGUUUAGAACUGCUAAUCAUGCCUUUAAGGAAUUAUGGAUUUAAAAACAAAGGAUUUAAAAACAAUUAAUUAUAUAGGCAAAAUUUCAUCUACAUUUUUGAAAGCUGUUAAAAUUUGGAUGUGAAUGGUUAAUACUGUGUGUAUUGGGACUUUUGUCUGUGGUGAUCAUGUGCUAUUCUGUGGCUGUUCUGUAAAAGGGGUAGUCCUCUUUUUAUGAAGUGGUGGUUUGUACAUAUUUAAUGAAAACACAAAACAUUAUUAACAGCAGAUAUUGUGUCAACUGAGAUUCUACAGACUAUUUCCACUACUCUAGUUUUUCCAAGCAUGCCUGUUGAGAGUUACUGUAAGAGAAGGCCUUGUUUAAAUUGGUGGAAUGUACUAGUGAUUUUGGACGGUUCACCUCAGGUGGUAUUGAGGGGGAUGUCUGUGUGUUGUGGAUGUAGUUUUAAAAGGGUGGACAGGUGUGUGUGAAGUAACGUGAACAGGCUUUGGGGUUAUGACUUGUCAUUAUCCUGUGUGUAAAAAAUCAGAAGCAUGCUUUUUCCUCAUGCUUGUGUCAUCUUUGUUCUUAUUUACCUGUGUUUGUCAUAUUUAUUUUUUAUAUGUGAAAAGAAAAAGGCCUUGCAAUGCAGGUAGAAUUAUUCAGUUUCGUCCCAUGUUCCGUUUAUCAGGCCACAUUCUUUUCCUGUUUUGCAUUUUUGUUACAACUACAACUGUCACUCAGCAGUCAAAUACCUACACAUCAAUACGUAUGGCUUAAUUGCUGCCAAAUGUAAAACUCUAAGAAACUAGCAAAAUUAUGUUUUUGCCUAAGAGGAGUAAAGACAGAAGGACAUGGUAUGGAUGAGUGGUAGCAUAUGGUUUUAUUUUUCUGUAAGCAUUGAUUUUAUUAACUGAGGAUAGCCUUACAUCUGCAUACAUCAACUCAAGAGUCACUCAGAUUAGCAUAUCCUGCUGCUUAAUAUAUGGCAAAACGAUGAUUUGCCUGUUUUUGCUGGCCAAUCAGCCAAUGCUGAAACAAUGUAGAAACACACCUGGUUUGCCUGGAUUAAACAUUCGUAAGUUAUGACACUGUGGUGCAUGGAUCUCUUGUUUGGUUAGCAAGUAUGUCUUCAUUAACCCUUUUGCAUAGUUUAUGCUCGCGUAAUAAACUCACACAAUGGGCCGAAAGUAAAAGGGAAGGAUGACUCAGAGACAUAGCUCCAGGACAUAAAUAGGCCCUUGAGUGUGUCAGGAGACAUGCUCUCACCCAGUCACAGCAGAAGUCUUACUGUGGACAUGUUCUGUGAGAUCAGAAACAGUCCUCAUCAGAAUGUCGAAACCAUUAAAAAAUGUUUUUCUUUUA
This is a messenger RNA of Esox lucius (northern pike), 7152 nucleotides long. Its product is annotated as rho GTPase-activating protein 44. Gene Ontology annotation, molecular function: GTPase activator activity; protein binding. Bases 243 to 3173 code for a protein of 976 amino acids. The transcript has 22 exons. The record is from RefSeq and is a predicted model, not a curated record. NCBI's taxonomy places the organism in Eukaryota, Metazoa, Chordata, Actinopteri, Esociformes, Esocidae. Gene Ontology annotation, biological process: regulation of actin cytoskeleton organization; neurotransmitter receptor transport, endosome to postsynaptic membrane; regulation of dendritic spine morphogenesis. Gene Ontology annotation, cellular component: postsynaptic density; leading edge membrane; dendritic spine.